Molecule: messenger RNA, 1271 nt
Organism: Lutzomyia longipalpis
Lineage: Eukaryota; Metazoa; Arthropoda; Insecta; Diptera; Psychodidae
Gene: Cdk1
Product: cyclin-dependent kinase 1
Exons: 3
Coding region: 125-1021 (298 amino acids)
Biological process (GO): mitotic G2 DNA damage checkpoint signaling; G2/M transition of mitotic cell cycle; protein phosphorylation
Cellular component (GO): nucleus
Molecular function (GO): RNA polymerase II CTD heptapeptide repeat kinase activity; cyclin-dependent protein serine/threonine kinase activity; ATP binding
Source: RefSeq, a predicted model, not a curated record
GCGAUCGAACUGAAGCUCCAUAAAAAAAACGGAAACUUUCAAAACGCGCCAACUUUUGUGGCAUUCCUCCUGUUUUUACUACUAAUAUUACUAAUUUAACUAACGAAUUUGUAAAUUAACGAAUAUGGAGGACUUCCAGAGGAUUGAGAAGAUCGGCGAAGGGACGUAUGGUGUUGUGUACAAGGGGAAGAACAAGAAGACCGGAGAAAUUGUUGCCAUGAAGAAGAUCCGGUUGGAGGUGGAUGAUGAGGGGAUCCCAUCGACGGCAAUUCGAGAAAUUUCCCUGCUAAAGGAGCUGAAACAUGAGAAUAUUGUGACACUGCAGGACGUGCUGAUGGAGGAGAAUCGUCUGUACUUGAUCUUUGAGUUUCUCUCGAUGGAUCUGAAGAAGUACAUGGAUUCCCUUCCGGAUAACAAAAUGCUCGACGAUGAGCUGGUAAAGAGUUACCUGCAUCAGAUCACCAGGGCUAUUCUCUUCUGCCACCGGCGUAGGGUGCUGCAUCGGGAUUUGAAGCCACAGAAUCUCCUGAUUAAUAAGGAUGGUUUGAUAAAGAUUGCGGAUUUUGGGUUGGGACGCUGUGUUGGGGUGCCGGUGCGUCUGUACACGCAUGAGAUUGUUACGCUGUGGUAUCGUUCGCCGGAAAUCCUCCUUGGGUCCAAGAGGUACUCCUGCCCCGUUGACAUCUGGUCCGUGGGGUGUAUUUUUGCCGAAAUGGCCACGCGCAAGCCACUCUUCCAGGGAGAUUCGGAGAUUGAUCAACUCUUCCGGAUGUUCCGUGUGCUGCAGACACCCACUGAGGAAAUUUGGCCAGGAGUUACAUCUCUGCCCGACUACAAGUCAACAUUCCCCUGUUGGACGCAGAAUCAACUUGCCAAACAAGUGAAGAAUCUCAGUAAGAGUGGUCUGGAUUUGCUGCAGAAAAUGCUGACCUACAAUCCCGUCCACCGAAUCUCUGCAGCAAAAAUCCUCGAACAUGAAUACUUUGCCAGCUACACAUCGAAGCUGUGUCCCAUUGAGUAGAGGCAGGAAGGAUGGGGGAGCUCAAAAGCCUUAAGGAAAAGACAACUUAUCACCGAAAAUGCCGCUAAAUGCGCGAAUUAUAUUCUCCAACACACAUUUUUUUUAUUAUUAACAUAAUAAUGUAUAGAUAACAUAUUUGUAGGAUAAAUUAGCACAUUAAGGGCCCCAUCGAAAAUGAUAUUUUUUUUAUACAAUAUGCAAAGAGAUGAGCCAAAUUAAAUUGAAAUAUCUUUUGCUAAUGGUUCUGUAA